UCAGCACAAGGCUAAUGGGUGAGCCAGUGGUGAACCCGGGUCAUUCUUCACAGCUGUGGGACCAAGAAGCUAAAAGUGUUGGCCAGACAUCAUCCAAUCAAUCUGUUACUGCCGUUGGCCACCACCACCACCACCACGCUAGUGCGACCCACUCCCCUAGUUCCUUCACCACAGUCUCACACCUCUGCCAUAACCAGGUCGUUGAGGUUGGGUGCAGCAGAGAGACUGGAACACAGCAGUGUAAUUCUGAGGCAGUGAAGUUAGACCGUGGAGACUCCAGCAAUACUGAGGGGGCUUUCUUCCCCAGCCUCCCUCCUCAACACCCACAGGCUAUGGAUGACGUUUCUCCUCCAUCCGGCAGUGGAGCGUAUUACAAUGGUCCACAGCCCUAUGUACCAGGGGAUGGUUAUUAUGAAAUACUAGGUGGUUUGGGGGGUGCCACUCCUCCCCAGUAUGCCACAGCUGGUACUGGCUCAGCAUUACCUGCAGGCCCACCCACUCCAUCCAAAGUUGAAACAAAUGCUUAUGUUGACACCACUCACACGCCUUUGACUUAUGGGGAAGCACCACCUGCCAUGGACUUCAGUAGCAAUCCUGCAGGCCUAAACUUUAGUGGUGCAACAGCAGGAACCUAUGGCACUGCUUCAGAUUAUUCUGACAGCCAGGAUUAUUCUCAAGCUGCAGCCAAUCCACUCAGUCUACUUAGUGAUGUAGCAUUAGGAGGAGAUGCAAGCAGUAGCAGUGGCAGCCAUAGUGGAAGUCUUGGAACUGGGAGCAGCAGCAGCAGUAGUAGCAGCAGCAGUAGCAGCAGUAGUAGUAGCAGCAGUUCAAGCUCUGGUUCUUCCUCUGGAGGUAAUAGUAGUUGUGAGGGUGGAGACGGUGAAGUUCGAAGAAAGCGAGUCCACAGUGCUGGUGCAGAAGGAAGUCGGGGAAAGACUCAGAGAGGCAGGAUGGAACCACGACGAGGAGGUUGGGUCAGUGCUCACACACUCCAACAUGAUGAUGAUAGUGAGGAUGAAGAUGGAGAAAUGUCCUCUAGUGGUGCCAGAGGAGGACGGCAUAACAAGAUAGAUGAUGGACCAAGUGCACCAGAUUUACAACUAGAUUGGGUUUCGUCUUCUGAUUCUGAUUCUGACACUGAUUCAUGUAUAGAGGUAGUGAGUGUACAACGAGGGGCCAGAGGCAGUCGUGCAGUAGAUGUGGUGGAUCUGACAAAUGAAAGUGAUGAUGAGGUUUUGGUUGCUAGUGCAGGCCCAACCCUUCCAUCAAGUGCAGCCUCACAUCAGGCCCCCACUUCUUCAUGUGCUGUGGCUUCUUCUAGUGGCUAUGGAAUGUCACCCAUUGUAGGACGAUUACCAGUAAGCACCAAUGCAGCCAGCACAGGAACAACAAGUGGACCUGGAGUGUGUAGAGGCCACCACAAUACAGAUGCAAAUCAAGCUACCAACACCUGCUCUUGUGCUCGCGGACCAACAUUAGGGUCUAUAGGACUUAGUGCCAGCGGUGCAGCAAGCUUUACAGUAGAUCACCAUGGCAGCUGCUAUGGGGCCUGUGUAUACCCUCAUCACUCUCCCCAUCACCACCAUCACCACCACCAUCACAGUCUGCCUCCUGGUCAGAGUCACCACCAUCACCAUCACCACUAUUAUCCUCCAGACUCUCCAAUGUAUUAUUCUGCUCUACCAGCCCAUCCUUUGUUCCCACCCUAUCCACCAACCAGUUUAGCUUCAACAGCUAAUUAUCCAACCCACCCAUCUCUAUCAAGAUUAAAUCCAAUGCAUCAAAGGAUAUGGCACAGUCAACAGCGAUAUCAAGAAAUGCAACGACGUCGCAUGGACCCACGUUUAAGAGAUACCCUUGUCCAACCAGGAGGCUUAUUACCUGAAAUGGUCCAGCAUACUCAUGCAGGGGCCACGGCUACCACACUAGCACCCCAUAGCACAGCUCACCAAGCCACCUCUUCCCAGCCAUCAACUACCUCGGCCAGUAGUGAGCAACAGGCUCCUCCCCAGACAAGUUCCCCCUCUGUUCCUCAGCCCAUGGAAAUCCAGGCAGCGCCAAAUGCUGGCCACAAUCCUACCCACAUCCCACCACCUCAUCUCCACCAUCACCCUGGAUUGGAUGUGCUUAUGCACAGUGCACAGACACAUGGAGAGGGUGGUGGACUACUCAACCACAUAUAUGGAGGUACAGUGCCUCCAGCCCACAUGUCUAUGCCAGCAGCAGCAGCAGCAGCAGCUGCUGCAGCUGCUGCUGCGUCAGUAGAUCCAAGACACUUGCCAAUGCCCGGACUACAUAUCAACUAUGGGGGUGGAUCACAGCUGCCCCUGGACCUCUCUUUACCUCCAACUCUUACACCUGAACUACCACCACCACCAAGACUUACAUACAUACCUCAAGUUCCUUUCCAGCUGCCACUCUUCAACCGAGGGUCAGCUUUCCCCCGGCUGGAGGAUUACAUGAGAGUGGUAGAUCAUCGGCGCAUCCCUGUUGUGACACGCGGAGCAACGCAAAAUACUAUAGAGCGAAAUACCUUCCCUCACAAAUAUAAGAAGAUGAAACGAUCUGAUGUGAGUGAUGAUGGACUGGAGAAGUGCACCAUCUGUCUCUCUGAGUUCGAAGAAGAAGAGGACGUUCGGCGGCUACCCUGCAUGCAUUUGUUCCAUAUAGAGUGUGUUGAUCAGUGGCUGGCAACCAAUAAGAGAUGCCCCAUUUGCAGGGUGGACAUAGAAGCUCAUCUUACCAAGGACUACACAGCAACGUCCUCCUGAGGUCAAGGCUCUAGUAAGGGUGGAAUAUCUUGAAAUCACAUCUUUGGAAGGGCGGUCAGUUUUGGUCUAAAAAGGAAAGAAAAUUACAAACAAGGCUGUUGUCUUUUGUGAAGAUGAUAUGACCAAGCCCCAAAGUAAGCGAGUUAUGGUUCCUACUUAAAAAAAGGAGUUGUUAGGCUUAAGUAAAAUUCCACUUUUAAUAUAACAUUAUCAGUAGGGGAAGAAUUCCUACUUACUAGAGAGCUGAAAAAAUAUUUAAAAAUUAUGUGUAAACCCCUACAUACCUUCAAGAGCAGUGCUCUGGGGAGAAUCAUGAUAAUCUGAAAAUUAUGAUACAAGACAUUGCAACCUCACCCAGGUGUUGGCCUCUGUGUUGUGUAAAGUAAGUUUCAACUAGACCUCCAGGUAGUGGCCAGCUUCAGGGACUUCACUCUAUCAGUGUCACUACCAUUGAGAGGAUCCUAGGCAUUUGGCAGAGCAGAGUUGUGGUAUACUUUGUAAUAGAUUACAUUGUAAUUUAUAGAUUUAAUCUUAUCCUCCUAUUAUUGUAUCAUAUAAAUAUAUAUAUAUAUAUAUAUUUACCAAUAUAUAUAUUACAAGCAGUGAGUCUCACUGUCUGAACCAACAACAUAUCUUCCAGUUUGUUGCACUCUCGAGCCAAUGCUUGAUGUAUCAAAGUUGUUAAUAAGUUGGCCAAAGUAGUUGGUAGAACUGCCCAGGUGUUUAGUGGAGGAUAAACCUAUGAAGUAAUUGUAUAUGGCAAGUUGUGCAAUAAGAGGGAAGUGAGGUGUGUCUCAAGUAAUUCAUGCCACUGGGGAUGAGCUAAGGUGUAAACCUUUAAAAAAGUAAUAGAUUAUUUUACAAUGACCUAUAUGUAUAGAGCCAUGGACAUUGUAAAAGUAAAUGUACUCUAGCCAAAACUUAUCUGAAACGGGUGUAUUGUUAUCAAGAAGAGUGUAAGGGCAAGAAGAACUCUGGCAGUAUUUUCUGCACUGGUGUUGGAGCCAAAAUAAGAUGACUGAAGAAGUAGGGCAGGUGAUUCUCUUGUGUAGAAGUACACACCUUUAAACUACUAUUCAGAGGUCUGAAAUUGCAGGCCAUAGGUGAUGCAUGUUCAAUAUUUUGGAUACUGCAUUUAUUUUAUUUUCUAUUUCAAGGUGUUUCUUUAUAAAGCCAACUGUGACAAAGAAUGGCAACACAUUGAUAUGAACAUCACCUAAGGUCAUAAGAUUUUAUGGCCCAGGCAAGUUAGUGCUUUAUAGUGAAGUUCUUUCUUUUCUUUUAUUUUUCUGUUUUUCAAACCUGUAUCCUAGGGCUUGGGAAGAAACCCUUACAGUCGCCCACACACUCAGGUAUUGUGCAGAAAGUGUCACUUGUGCUGCAGAUGUAUACCACCGAUGUACAUGUGUUUGCCGCCGCAGGCACUUGGUGCACAUCUGAGAGUGACUGCAGAGUUCUUGUGUAUUUAUGACGGGCUGGUUGAAUGUGAUACUUUUAGCAUAGUUUGUAAUAGUUUGCACGUGGUACACAGUUUAUUUUAUAAUCUUGUGAUUGUAAUAUUUUUUUCUUUUCUUGAACAUGGUGAAGGUUAAAGACUUCUCAUGACUAUACAUACUACAUACAAACUUCUUCAUUUAUCUUUUGUAUGCAAGUGUUAUAUCUUUUACACA
Penaeus vannamei (Pacific white shrimp) is the source of this 4441-nucleotide messenger RNA. NCBI's taxonomy places the organism in Eukaryota, Metazoa, Arthropoda, Malacostraca, Decapoda, Penaeidae. The record is from RefSeq and is a predicted model, not a curated record.